Molecule: messenger RNA, 690 nt
Organism: Salvia splendens (bonfire salvia)
Lineage: Eukaryota; Viridiplantae; Streptophyta; Magnoliopsida; Lamiales; Lamiaceae
Exons: 1
Coding region: 1-690 (229 amino acids)
Source: RefSeq, a predicted model, not a curated record
AUGGGAAGCAAAAGCAAUAGCAACAACAACGUGGUGUAUGUAGAGAGCAUACUAGUCCCAAUGAGCCUCUUCCUCACAAUAGGCUACCAUGCCUAUCUAUGGCAAAAGCUGAAAACCAAGCCGUCCCAAACCACAAUCGGCAUGAACAUGCUCAAGCGCCGCUCAUGGCUGCGUCAGCUCAACCAAGGCGACGACAAGAAGGGCAUGUUCGCCGUCCAAAGCCUCCGAAACAGCCUGAUGUUCGCCAUCCUCACCGCCACCGUGACCGUGAUCAUCACCCUAUGCCUCGCCGCCCUCACCAGCAACGCCUUCAACGCUGCGGACAUCCUGGCGGCCUCGGGCCUUUUUGGCUCGCAGUCGCCGAGGAUCAUGGUGCUCAAGUACGCGUCGUCGUCCAUAUUCCUGCUGGCGAGCUUCCUCUGCAGCUCGAUGGCGGUCGGGUUCUUGGUGGACGCCAACUUCCUGAUCAAUGCGAUCGGGGAGUUUGCGCCAGGGGGAGGAGGGUACACGGAGGCGGUGGUGGAGAGGGGGUUUGCGGUGGCGGUGGUCGGGAAUAGGGUGUUUUGUAUGGCGCUGCCGCUUAUGUUGUGGUUAUUCGGGCCGCUGUCGGUGGCGAUCUCCUCCGCCGCGCUCGUGUGGGGGCUCUAUGAGCUUGAUUUUGUUGCUUCUCUCUCCACAAUUGUUGUUUGA